AUGGCUCUCCACAAAUUUUCUUUCAUUCAUUUAGAACACCUUUCUUUCUUUCUUUCUUUCUUUCUUUCUUUCUAUUCAGACGACUUUCUUUCUUUCUUUCUUUCUUUCUUUCUUUCUUUAUUUUUCUUUCUUUCUUUUUCUUCUCUCUCUCUCUUUCUUUCUUUCUUUCUUUCUUCCUUCUUUCUUUCUUUCCUUCUUUCUUUCUUUUUCUUUCUUUUUUCUUUCUUUCUUGCUUUUUCUUUCUUUCUUUUUUCUUUCUUUCUUUCUUUCUUUUUCUGUCUUUCUUUCUUUCUUUUUUCUUCUUCUAGUUUUCUUUCUUUCAUUUUGCUUUUCUUUCUUUUCUUCUUUUCAUGUUUCUUUUCUUUCUUUCAUUUUUAUCUUUUUUCUUUCUCUCCUUUCCUUUCUCUUUUCUUCUUUCUUUCCUUUCAUCUUUCUUUUUUUUCUCUUCUUUCCUGUCUUCCUUUCAUUUUCCCUUUCUUUCUUUCUUUCUUUCCUUCCUUCCUUCCUUUCAUUUUUCUCUUCUCAAUCUACAUUUUUGUCUAUAUCUGUUCAUUAUUCAUCUAUCUAUCUAUCUAUCUAUCUAUCUAUCUAUCUAUCUAUCUAUUUUCAUAUAUCUAUCUAUUAUCUAUCUAUCUAUCUAUCUCCUUUUUAUAUCUAUCUAUUUAUCUAUCUAUCUAUCUAUCUAUUAAUCUAUUUCAGUCUGUUCAUAUCUAUCUAUCUAUCUAUCUAUCUAUCUAUCUAUCUAUCUAUCUAUCUAUCUAUCUAUUGCUGUCUGGUCAUAUCUUUCUAUAUAUCUAUGGAUGUCUUGUCAUUAUCUAUCUAUCUAUCUAUCUAGUCUGUUCAUCUAUCUAUCUCAGUCUGUCCAUAUCUAUCUAUCUGAGUCUGUUCAUCUAUCUAUCUAUCUAUCUAUCUAUCUAUCUAUCUAUCUAUUGCAUCUAUCUAUCUAUAUAUCUAUGGAUGUCUUAUAUCUAUCUAUCUAUCUAUCUAUUUCUAUCUCUGGUCAUCUAUCUAUCUAUCUAUAUCUAUCUAUCUAUCUAUUGCAGUCUGGUCAUAUCUAUCUAUAUAUCUAUGGAUUUCUUGUCAUAUCUAUCUAUCUAUCUAUCUAUCUAUCUAUCUAUCUAUCUAUCUAUCUAUCUAUCUAUCUUACUUUUUUCCAUAUCUAUCUAUCUAUCUAUCUAUCUAUCUAUCUAUCUAUCUAUCUAUCUAUCAUUAUUGUUUCUGUUCCUAAUUCUUCCACACCCCUUUACUGCCUUGCUUAGGUCUGUCCAUAUCUAUUUUCUGUGUAUCUAUCUAUUUCAGUCUGUUAAUAUCUAUCUAUCUAUCUAUCUAUCUAUCUAUCUAUCUAUCUAUCUAUUGCUGUCUGGUCAUAUCUUUCUAUAUAUCUAUGGAUAUCUUGUCAUUAUCUAUCUAUCUAUCUCAUCUAUCUCAGUCUGUUCAUAUCUUUUUCUGUGUAUCUAUCUAUUUCAUUCUGUUAAUAUCUAUCUAUCUAUCUAUCUAUCUAUCUAUCUAUCUAUCUAUCUAUUGCUGUCUGGUCAUAUCUAUUUUCUAUCUAUCUAUCUAUCUUCAGUAUCUAUUCAUCUAUCUAUCUAUCUAUUGCUGUCUGGUCAUAUAUUUCUAUAUAUCUAUGGAUGGCUUGUCAUUAUCUAUCUAUCUAUCUAUCUAUCUAUCUAUCUAUCUAUCUAUCUAUCUAUCUAUCUAUCUAUCUAUCUCUGUCUGGUCAUAUCUUUCUAUAUAUCUAUGGAUGUCUUGUCAUUAUCUAUCUAUCUAUCUAUCUAUCUAUCUAUCUAUCUAUCUAUCUAUCUCAGUCUGUUCAUAUCUAUUUUCUGUGUAUCUAUCUAUUUCAGUCUGUUAAUAUCUAUCUAUCUAUCUAUCUAUCUAUCUAUCUAUCUAUCUAUCUAUCUAUCUAUCUAUCUAUCUGAGUCUGUUCAAAUCUAUCUAUCUAUCAAUCUCUCUCCCAUCUAUCUAUCUAUCUAUCUAUCUAUCUAUCUAUCUAUCUAUCUAUCUAUCUAUCUAUCUAUUGUUGUCUGGUCAUAUCUAUCUAUAUAUCUAUGGAUGUCUUGUCAUUAUCUAUCUAUCUAUCUAUCUAUCUAUCUAUCUAUCUAUCUAUCUAUCUAUCUAUCUAUCUAUCUCACUCCUGUUCAUAUUCUCUCUAUCUAUCAUCUAUCUAUCUAUCUAUCUCUCACUCUGUUCAUAUCUAUCUAUCUAUCUAUCUAUUAUCUAUCUAUCUAUCUAUCUAUCUCAUCUGUUCAUAUCUAUCUAUCUAUCUAUCUAUCUAUCUAUCUAUCUAUCUAUCAUCUAUCUCAAUUGUUCAUCUAUCUAUCUAUCUAUCUAUCUAUCUAUCUAUCUAUCUAUCUAUCUAUCUAUCUAUCUAUUGCUGUCUCGUCAUAUCUAUCUAUAUAUCUAUGGAUGUCUUGUCAUAUCUAUCUAUCUGACUUUUCAUGUGAAGACUAA
Acanthosepion pharaonis is the source of this 2451-nucleotide messenger RNA. The record is from the annotation of a GenBank genome assembly. NCBI's taxonomy places the organism in Eukaryota, Metazoa, Mollusca, Cephalopoda, Sepiida, Sepiidae.